This is a messenger RNA of Cynoglossus semilaevis (tongue sole), 1876 nucleotides long. RefSeq names its product 14-3-3-like protein. The transcript is spliced from 6 exons. NCBI's taxonomy places the organism in Eukaryota, Metazoa, Chordata, Actinopteri, Pleuronectiformes, Cynoglossidae. The record is from RefSeq and is a predicted model, not a curated record. Bases 276 to 1052 code for a protein of 258 amino acids.
UCCAUCAAGUAAGAAACCAAUUUAUGGUUGGAUAGUACAUGUUCAUGAUCCCGCCCCUUCCCAGUAAGUAUAGUUGGACUUACAGCGCUGCCGCGGUUCUUUGACUUUCCGUCGAAUCUGUCAAGUCGAAUCAGUUUCUAGAGCCAAUUUAAACCACGCCUGAACGGUGCUGCGAGAAGUAACGACGACGAGCCCUUGGUGCAACACAAUCGUUCGACUGUGCAGUCCUCGACUGUCAAGCACUUCGGAUUUCUGCAGUCUUGCUCCACUUGAAGAUGAAUACUACGGAUAAGGUUGAGGAUGUUCUCAUCAGUCAGGCCAAGCUGGCGGAGCAGGCCGAGCGCUACGAUGACAUGGCUGAUUUCAUGAAGGAAUUUACAGAGUCGGGGAAGAUGACGCUAAGCGAACAUAGAAACCUGCUGUCGGUCGCCUACAAAAACGUGGUUGGGGCGAGGCGGUCUGCAUGGAGGGUGUUGUCCAGCAUCGGACAAAAGAGUGAAUCCAACGAGAAGAAGUUGAAGUUGGUCACAGAGUAUCGGGAGAAGGUGGAGAAGGAACUGCAAAAGAUCUGCAACACCGUUUUGGCACUCUUGGGUGGUCAUUUAAUUACAAAACAAAGUGACCCUGAGAGCAAAGUCUUCUACCUAAAGAUGAAGGGGGACUACUAUAGAUACCUUGCUGAAGUUGCCAGUGGAGACGAAAAGAAUGAGACUGUUGCAAAGUCACAGAUGGCAUACCAGGAUGCAUUCGAUAUCAGCAAGGAGUCCAUGCAGCCCACACAUCCCAUCCGUUUGGGCUUGGCUCUUAACUUCUCUGUCUUUUACUAUGAGAUCCUCAACAGCCAAGAAAAGGCCUGCAGCUUGGCAAAACAGGCAUUUGAUGAUGCCAUUUCAGAGCUUGACCAGUUAAGUGAGGACUCUUACAAAGACAGCACUCUUAUCAUGCAGCUCCUCAGAGACAACCUGACUUUAUGGACUUCAGAAAAUGCUCCUGAGGAGAGUGAGGGUGGAGAAGGUGGAGAAUUUGGAGAGGGCGGCGAGAAUGAGAAUUAGAACUCCCGCGUUUCUGUCGUCUUGAAAAGUUAACAAAAUGGAAAAAAAAAAUACAUCAUUCAUUCCUUUUUUGCUCCACUCAGACAGUCGUGUAAGAAUCAAUAAAUUAAAAAAUAAAAUUAAAGAUUUGAGCUAAUGGUUAUGCUUGUCCCGGCCACCCCUUGUGUGCAGCUUUUGGUUGGAUAAAUUAAUUCCCUAUAUUAAACUAUCAAUUUAUAUAUUAAAAGAAAUCCCAAUAAGAUGUUUAGUCAUUAAAAUUAGUUUUCCUCUGUGUAUCCGUGGGUGUGUCGGUGUCUACAGUUAUGUGGUACGGUUACAACAGCUGAAGUCCAACCUCCAGUUACCAAAUUCAAAAUUGUCUUGCUGCGUGCAAUUUACACACUGGCUAUCAUGGUAGAGUGGAGCCCAAUAGUGCCCAUUGAGUAAAAUCUUUACAUUCUGCCCUGGUUAUAAUGCCACUCCAUCACUGAAGCAUGUCUGUCUGUUGGGGAAAUGUUGGUGCUUGUUUUGUCUUACCAAAAUGCAGGGACCUUUAAAUGGGGAGAAGAUGGUUUGUCAUGCAUGUCUCUUGAGAUAUUACACUGGAAUGGGAACAAUUGCUGUAACACACUCAGACAAUUCCAAGUGUUGGUUGUUUUUGUAAUUUUCACUGCAGUUUUGUACACAUCCUACUCGAGGGUGACAUGAGUCCAGUGGAUUGUCAUUAGAGAUUUGGACCACUAUUGUUUUUGCUAUUCAUUCAAUCGUCCCCAGAAGCAUUGUGGAACAGUUUGAAUCCCUAUGUAUCAGCUAUGUUGACAUGAAUAAAACAUUUUAUAAACCAA